AUGCUGGCACUCCUCCCACUCGGCUGCGCGCUGCUGGCGCCGCCGCACGCCGGCGCCGGCUGCUCGCUGCUAUCGCUGCCGUACGAGCGCCUUCACUCUCUCGUCGGCGGCGCCGGCGCCAAGAGCGUCUGGCGCCAUCUGCGGAGCGGGCGCGACCCUGCCGCCGCCGCCGCAGGUGCCGAUGGGCUGGGUGCCGCGGCGCGGGCAUCGCUCGCCGCCCACACCUCGCCGUCGCACGUCGCUCCCGUGGUGCGCGAGCACUCCACCUCGGACGGGACGCGCAAGCUGCUGCUCCGGCUGAGGGACGGACACGAGGUGGAGACGGUGCUCAUCCCGCCGCGGCCGGACGUGGCGGGCGGCGGGCGGGCACGGAACGCGCGCGCACGCAGCACGCUAUGCGUCUCUUCGCAAGUCGGCUGCCGGCAGGGCUGCCGCUUCUGCGCGACGGGCACGAUGGGGCUCUUUCGCUCGCUCGACACGGAUGAGGUGCUGGCGCAGGUCUUUGCCGCUCGCGGGCUCGCCGAGCGCGAGGCGCUGCCGCCGCUCUCCAACCUCGUGUUCAUGGGGAUGGGCGAGCCGGCAGACAACGUGCCUGCCGUGCGUGGUGCGCUGGCCGCGCUGACCGACCGGCGCCGCUUCGGCUUUUCGCCGCGCGCCGUGACGGUCUCAACGGUGGCGCCGACCGCCGCUGCCUUUGGCGCGCUGCUCGGCAUCGGGGAGGAGGAAGCGCCGCCGCCGCCCGCGCUCGCGUGGUCUCUGCACGCCGCCGACGCCUCCCUCCGCCGCCGGCUCGUCCCGACCGCCGUCGACGAGCCAGAGGCGCUGCGGGAGGGGCUAUGCGCGGCGCUCGCGGCGCUGCCCCCGCGGAGGAGGAGACUCGUCGUCGAGUACGUCCUGCUGGGCGGCGUCAACGACGGGCUGGCCGAGGCGGACGAGCUGGCCGCCUUCCUGCGCCCCGUCGAGGCGGCCUGCUUCGACCCGGGCCGGGCGAGCCGCCGCACGGGCGUGCUGGUCAACCUGAUCCCGUACAACGACGGCGGAGGCGGAGCGGCGGCGCGCCUCGCCGCGCGGUACGAGCGCCCGACAUGGGCUGCGAUCGACGCCUUCCAGGCGCGGCUGCGGCAGCGCGGCGUGUGGGUCUCCGUCCGAGCGCAGCGCGGCGCCGAUGACAGCUCGGCGUGCGGGCAGCUCUGGGCGCAGCAGCCGCAGGCGCGCCGCCACCAACCGGCGGCGGGGAUGGUGUGA
Molecule: messenger RNA, 1245 nt
Organism: Emiliania huxleyi CCMP1516
Lineage: Eukaryota; Haptophyta; Isochrysidales; Noelaerhabdaceae
Exons: 1
Coding region: 1-1245 (414 amino acids)
Biological process (GO): rRNA base methylation; tRNA methylation
Molecular function (GO): iron-sulfur cluster binding; RNA methyltransferase activity
Source: RefSeq, a predicted model, not a curated record